CGCUCUUCCUGUUAUUUCCUGGACGUGCAAGAGAGCACGAGCUCGCAGUUUGCAAAAAAAAAGAGGAAAACAAAAACAAAGUACAAAAACAAGUUAAAGUUUGUACCAGCGUCGGUGACCGGAAGUCGGUCUAAGUGCACUGUUGAGCACAGUUAGCGUGGAACUAACUGAUUGACGUUUUUAUUUUUGUGACCAUGGCGUGGAAAUAAUGUCCCGCGUUUCCCUGUUUACACUUUAAUGGGAGCUAACUAACUGGUUGAUUAACUAACUGGUGUGUGUGUGUGUUGGAGCUGCAGUCAUGAUUUUAGAGACUUUAUCCAGAGCGAACUUCGCCUUGCGCUCGAGAGUCCCGGUGAGACGCAUGCAUCAUUCGUCUGACCUUCCUCCUCCCCAGCCGGUUCCUCCGUUGGCUCAGACGCUGCAGCGGUACCUUCUGGCCCUGGAGCCGCUCCUACCGCCGGACGAGCUGCAGCACACGCGCAAGAUGGUGCAGCGAUUCGGCGGCGGCGGCGGCCUGGGAGAGACCCUGCAGAGGAAACUGGAGAGGCGCGCCAAACACACACACAACUGGGUAACAGAUUGGUGGGUUCAGUGGGCAUUCCUAGAGAGUCGUCAGCCUCUGCCUGUUCACUCCAACCCGGCGAUCUCACUGCCACGACGCGACUUCAGUGACUGGAGAGGGCAGCUAUUGUUUGCAGCGAAGCUGAUCUCUGCAGUGCUCGACUUCAAGAAUAAAGUGGACAGUGGAAGGUUACCUGUAGAGUACAUGCGCGGCAGGCCGUUGUGUAUGGAGCUGUUUCCUCGACUCUUCUCCUCCUGUCGCGUUCCCGGCCCGAAGCAUGAUAACGUGAUUCACUACGGCCGCCCGCGCCGAGGCCCCACCCACAUCACCGUGGUGCGAAACUACCAGUUUUUUCAGCUGGACGUGUACAAUAGUGAUGGCACCCCCCUCACUCAGGGUCAGAUUCACUCUCAGCUCUGUCGCAUCCGAUCUCAGUCCUGGAAAACCGAUAAAGAGCCGAUGGGCAUCCUGACCAGUGAGCACAGACACACGUGGGGCCAGGCGUACACACGCCUACUGCACGAUAAGAUUAAUAAGGAGUCGGUGAGGCUGAUAGAGAAAGGACUGUUCACUCUGUGUCUCGACUCGCCCGUCAUGACCAUCUCUGACGAGAAGUACUCCAGCCGAAUGGCGGCCCAGAUCCUUCAUGGAGGCGGGACUUACUCCAACAGUGGGAACCGAUGGUUCGAUAAGACGCUACAGUUUGUGGUCAGUGAGGAUGGUUCAUGGGGCCUCCUGUAUGAACAGGCCACCGCUGAAGGGCUUCCUAUAGCCACACUGCUCGACCACAUCCUGCAGUACUGUAAGAAGCCCGAGACGGUCCGAGCUCCUCUCGUCCCUCUGCCGAUGCCGAAGAAGCUUUACUUCUACAUCGACCGAGCCGUCAAGUGGGACCUCGAGAUGGCCAAGCAGAACCUGGACAUCCUCAUCAACGAUCUGGACAUCAGCUGCUUUAACUUCCAGCACUUCGGCAAGGCGUUUCCCAAACAGCUCCAUUUAAGCCCCAACUCCUUCAUCCAGGUGGCCAUCCAGCUCGCCUACUACAGAGUGCACGGGGAGGUGUGUGUCGCCUGCGACAUCGCAUCACUCCGGAUGUUCCGGGGAGGACGCACCGACUACAUCCGCUCCCCGACCAAUCAGACGCUGAAAUUCGUCCAGGCCUUCGAUGACCCGGCCCUCCCUAGGGAGGCAAAGGUGGAGCUGUUGCGUGAAGCUGUGGAGGCUCACAGUCAGCUGACGGAUCAGGCACUGAAAGGCCAGGGUAUUGAUCGCCACCUGCUGGGUCUGAAGCUGCAGGCCAUCGAGGAGGGACUGAGCGUACCGAGGGUGUUUAUGGACACCGCCUAUGGACUUGCCACGCACUGGAAGCUCCGCACCGGACAGGUUCCCGCUAACACGGACAGCGUGAUGUGUUUCGGGCCUCUGGUUCCGGACGGAUAUGCCGUGUGCUACAACCCUCAGCCGGAUCACGUUCACUUCUCCAUCACCGCCUUCAACUGCUGCGAGGAGACCAACGCUGAGAAACUAGCCGUGACCAUCCAGAGCGCCCUCCAUGACCUGCACGAGUUACUGCAGCCGGCCGCAUAGAAGCACGCGCGUUAAAUUCGAAUAACAUAAAACGUGCCGCUAAUUACUGAGAAAGGAAGUUUGUAAUAAAGGAAUUUCAUUGGUGUUACGUAGCUUCAUGCUCAGGUAGGGGGCGUGGCCUACUGUUUGACUACAUUAGAAAUCUGAGCAUUAUUUUUAUACCAAACUGCAUAAUGUUAAGAUUCACAGCAUCUUUUGAGGUUAACAUGUGACUCGGUGCCAACGUGUGAGCAGCUACGUCAUCCUCGUAGCUUUAGCGAUAAAAUCGACACUACACACGAUGAUAUUUUUUUUGCCGUAUUUGAUCAAAAGUAUGUGUCUCACUUGCACCGUAUCCAAUCCUUUUGACACAAAUACUAUUUUCAUAUUACGAUUUGUAAGCAAAGCAUAAGUAGUACAAGCUUCAUCUCUUUUUUUUUUCUCAUUUAAACGAAAUUGAAAACAUUUUUAAAAGCUUUUUGCUCAGCUUCUUAAACAGCAUGCGUUAUUUAAAAAACGCGUGCGCCGCCUUCAUCCACUACUUCCUGCCCAAAUUGCACGUUUUAACGCCGUCGUGCCGGUUGCAAAGCAUUAUGGGACCUCUGUGCCUGAGAAAUGCAUGACUGAUUCCACUAUUGGGCAAAUCGUAUGCACGAGGUACCUGCCUUCAUGUGAAAGUCUCAGCUUGUGUUUGGGAUUUGUGCUCAAAGCAAAUGUUUGUACUUGAUAAGGGGUUUAUGUAUGCUCAAGUUUUGGGAGAAAUUAAUAAAUAAAUAAGGAAUUGUA
Messenger RNA from Clarias gariepinus (North African catfish), 2914 nucleotides. It is a transcript of the gene cratb, whose product is annotated as carnitine O-acetyltransferase b. The record is from RefSeq and is a predicted model, not a curated record. Gene Ontology annotation, cellular component: peroxisome. NCBI's taxonomy places the organism in Eukaryota, Metazoa, Chordata, Actinopteri, Siluriformes, Clariidae. Bases 299 to 2149 code for a protein of 616 amino acids. Gene Ontology annotation, biological process: carnitine metabolic process, CoA-linked. The transcript is spliced from 15 exons. Gene Ontology annotation, molecular function: carnitine O-acetyltransferase activity.